CCUCGUCGUUUGUCGUACCGAAUGAGCAUUUCCAUGGGGGGAAAAAGCUUGGACCACACAAGCGCGUCUUCCUCUCUCUCGCGCGCGACCCACGUCAUAAUCCUCCAAUCUUCAAUUCUUCCGGGAAUGCCUCAUCGAUUUCAAUGGCGAGCCUUCUGCGACGGCCUCCGUCGAUACGCCCGUCAUAUUGGUCCGCUAUUCUGAGAUCACCAAGAUCUCCAUGUCGGCACUCCAGCUCCGCCGCCGAUGCGUCAGAAACACCACCGCCGGUGACCAUCUCCUCCUCCGCCGCCGCCGAUGCAUCAACGACAUCACCGCCGUCCGCCAGACCCGACUCUUCAAAAUUCCACGUCGAACUCGACCCCCGCACAACAGCCCCUCCUGAUUUCACGCUGAGGUCCUCGACCCUCAACACCUACAAGGUCGCGCUGGCGCCGACGGCGGAGAACCUCAAAUCGGCGUCGCGGUACUUCACGCAGCGGGCGCCGACGCUGCUCUACCGCGCGCAGAACUACCGAGACGUGCCGAGCGAGAGCCCGUUCCCGGAGGUGGCGUUCCUGGGGCGGUCCAACGUCGGCAAGAGCUCCCUCUUCAACACCUUGCUCUGCACCUCGCCGACCGCCGCCCACCGGGCGCAGCACGCCAAGGUGUCGAAGAAGGCCGGCAAGACCAAGAUGCUGAUCGGCUACGGCAUCGGCGGGCAGGGCCAGGUCGGCGCGGACCCCAGCGCGCGGCCGGAGAGCGGGACGCAGCGGAACGAGCGGGCCUGGACGCGGAUGGGCCGCGGCGGGCUGGUGAUGGUGGACAUGCCCGGGUACGGGAUGGCGAGCCGGGCGGAGUGGGGCCGCACGGCGAUGGAGUUCCUCCGGGGCAGGAAGCAGCUGCGGAGGAUCUUCGUGCUCGUGGACUGCAGCCAUCGGAUCAAGCAGAAGGACGUGGCGAUCCUGCGGCUGCUGACGGAGGAGAACCUGCCCGUGACCCUGGUGUUGAGCAAGGUGGACAAGAUCCUCUCGCCGGGGAAGAAGGCCGUCGGGGAGGAGUCGGUGGGGAGGAGGCUGCAGAAGCUGCAGGAGGUGAAGGGGUUGAUGGUGCAGAUGUUGGCGGACGAGGGGAUCGUGAAGAGGGCGGGGAAGAAAGGUGAUAUGUUCUCGUUGGAUCUGUUGUGUGUUAGUGCGGAGAAGAAUUUGAAUGGGAGGGCGAUCGGGAUCGAUGAGUUGCGGUGGUCGAUUAUGGGCGCUUGUGGAAUCGAGGUGGAUGGAUAAGCGGACAAGCGUUCAUCUACAUGGAAGAGCGGGAUCAAGACGAUCAUUAUGUGAUCGAGGAACGCGCAACGGAGACAGGAGAAGCGACACGGCACGAAGGAGCUCA
Molecule: messenger RNA, 1368 nt
Organism: Dissoconium aciculare CBS 342.82
Lineage: Eukaryota; Fungi; Ascomycota; Dothideomycetes; Mycosphaerellales; Dissoconiaceae
Exons: 1
Coding region: 144-1262 (372 amino acids)
Cellular component (GO): mitochondrion
Molecular function (GO): GTP binding
Source: RefSeq, a predicted model, not a curated record